UCUCUGUCACACCCCACCAAAGUGUUCUCAGUCACACCACAUAUGUACUCAAAAUUAGAAAGCCUAACAAAGAUCAAUCAUUGUACUGCCUUCUCAUCUCAAAGACUAUACACACAUUGUCUACCCCUUUGACAUUAUUAUUACCAAUCUUCAAAAGAUAGUAAUGUUAAAAAUCACAAUCUCAACUUUAAUCUCUAGUCUUUUGUCAAGGCAACUAAAUGUCAAUUUUUAUAAAACAUAAUAAUAUUAUUUUAAUUUUAAAUUUAUAACAUCAGAAACGUGGAAGAAAAAUAAUAAAAAAAGACAGCUUUUAGAUUACUAACUCCACACAAGAAAACAAUAGAGAUACCUGCAACCUCCAACUUGGGGGCCCCCAGCCAUUACUUAACACUUACUGUUUACUCUUUCCUCUGUCUUAAAAUCUCUCUCUCUCUCUCUCUCCUCUCUUCGUGUAAGCAAAGAACCGAUCUUUCGAUAAUUUGGGUAAUAACUCUUCUCUAUUCCCCUCCAAGCUCUCCAGUGAUCGCAUUGUUCCUGUGAAAGCUCGACUUUGCUCUCUCCAAUCGCCUCCAGAACCUGCUGAAUCUUGGAUUUGUAGUUUUGAAUGGAUCCUGUGCCGGUUCGAUGCCUCCUUAACAGCAUUUCUCGUUACCUUCAUCUGGUUGCAUGCCAGACCAUAAGAUACAAGCCCAUCCAAACAUGUAUUGGAAAUGUGGUUCACUUGUUGAAGCUCUUGAAACCGUUUCUUGAUGAUGUUGUUGAUUGCAAAGUACCUCCUGAUGACUGCUUAAACAGCGCCUGCGAAGAUCUGGAUUCCGUAGUUAACCAGGCUAGAGAGUUCUUAGAGGACUGGUCUCCAAAGAUGAGCAAGCUCUUUGGUGUGUUUCACUCCGAGCUUUUGUUGGAGAAGGUCCAGACUUGUUCGUUGGAGAUUAGUCGCAUACUUGUGCAGCUAUCACAGUCAAGUCCUGUAACUUCAAGUGUACAAGGUGUUGAGGUAAACUUACUUCAGCGGUGUAUGCAGGAGAUUGAAUGUUUUAAGCAAGAGAGGACACUGUCUGAACACAUGAAGGAUACUGUGCCUUUGGAUACUGAUGAUCUUGACAGCAUUAUUCACAUGAUGGGAUUGAUAUCAAACCAAGAUCUCUUGAAGGAAAGCAUUGCUGUGGAGAAGGCGAGGAUAAGAUCACAGACCAGCAAGUCCAAAGAAAAGAUGGAACAAAUGGACCAACUGAUAGAUCUCGUCUCUUGCAUCCGUGAACACAUGCUCAAAACCGAGUUUCUUGAAGUAGCUAAAGGUGUCUCAAUACCUCCCUACUUCCGGUGUCCUUUGUCAACAGAACUCAUGCUGGAUCCGGUUAUAGUAGCUUCAGGACAGACAUUUGACAGAACAUCCAUCAAGAAAUGGCUUGAUAACGGGUUAGAUGUUUGUCCUAGGACGAGGCAGGUGCUGACUCAUCAAGAACUCAUUCCCAACUACACGGUUAAGGCUAUGAUAGCGAGUUGGUUGGAGGAAAACAGUAUCAAGCUUCCUGCUAACUGUGAUGGUGGUGGUGAUGCUUCAUCCAUGGCUAACAACAUGGGUUCUAAUGACUUCAACCGGACCGAGAGUUUCCGUUUUUCUUUGAGGAGCAGCAGUUUUACCUCGAGAUCGUCUCUUGAAACUGGAAAUGGGUUUGAGAAAGUGAAGAUCAACGUUCCUGCUAGUUUAUGCGGUGAAUCUCAGUGCAAGGAUCUUGAGAACUUCGAACUUUCUUCUUCAGGGCAGUCUUAUACUCACAGCAGGAGUGAGUCAGUUUGCAGUGUGGUCUCUUCUGUUGAUUAUGUUCCUUCAGUGACAAAUGAGACACAAAGUAUUCAAGAGAAUCACCAAAGCUGCAGUGAGAUGUCUCCUAAGAAACAAAACUCAGAAAGUUCAAGCAACGUUAAUCAUGAGUAUAGUGAGUGCUCUUCACAUACUAUGAAACUGGUACAAGAUCUUAAAGAUGGAUCUAGCAAAGAGAAGACUGCUGCUGCGGCUGAGAUACGUCAACUCACCAUUAACAACGUUGAGAACCGUGUUCAGAUUGGGCGUUGCGGUGCCAUCACUCCACUGCUGUCACUUCUAUACUCGGAAGAAGAGCUAACUCAAGAACAUGCAGUCACUGCUCUUCUUAAUCUUUCGAUUAGUGAAGUAAACAAAGCCAUGAUUGCAGAAGCCGGAGCUACAGAGCCGCUUGUUCAUGUUUUGAACACAGGUAAUGACAGAGCGAAAGAGAACUCAGCAGCAACGUUGUUCAGUCUAUCUGUUCUGCAAGUCAACAGGGAGAGAAUAGGACAGUCUAACGCAGCGAUACAGGCUCUGGUGAAUCUUCUUGGAAAGGGAACGUUCAGAGGGAAGAAAGAUGCUGCGUCUGCUUUGUUCAAUCUCUCGAUAACUCAUGAGAACAAGGCUCGUAUUGUGCAAGCCAAGGCGGUGAAGUAUCUUGUGGAGCUGUUGGAUCCGGAACUAGAGAUGGUUGAUAAAGCAGUUGCUCUUCUUGCGAAUCUUUCUGCAGUUGGAGAAGGGCGUCAAGCGAUUGUGAGGGAAGGUGGGAUACCGUUACUUGUUGAGACGGUUGAUUCAGGGUCUCAGAGAGGGAAAGAGAAUGCAGCUUCUGUGCUGCUUCAGUUGUGUCUGAACAGUCCCAAGUUUUGCACUUUGGUGUUGCAAGAAGGCGCUAUACCUCCACUUGUAGCCUUGUCUCAGUCUGGUACACAGAGAGCAAAAGAGAAGGCACAGCAACUCCUCAGCCACUUCCGGAACCAGCGAGAUGCAAGGAUGAAGAAAGGUAGAUCAUGAACAUCAAGAAAUGGAGCUCCAUGAGAUUUGUAUUGUUAAGCUAGUAGAUUUUUUUUAACUCUCUCUUUUUGUCAGGAACAUUAUAGUGUCUUCCCUUCUCUCUCCUUUUUGUGUUGUGUGAUGAGUGUGUUAAUGCUUGUGUGUAGUAGUUAUAUAUAUAUGUGGAACUUGUGAGAUUUGAGUAUAUAGGAAAUGAAGUUUUUAUUACAUAACACAUUUGCAUAGA
Molecule: messenger RNA, 3047 nt
Organism: Brassica rapa (field mustard)
Lineage: Eukaryota; Viridiplantae; Streptophyta; Magnoliopsida; Brassicales; Brassicaceae
Product: U-box domain-containing protein 3
Biological process (GO): protein ubiquitination
Molecular function (GO): protein binding; ubiquitin-protein transferase activity
Source: RefSeq, a predicted model, not a curated record